This is a messenger RNA of Thalassophryne amazonica, 1994 nucleotides long. It is a transcript of the gene sar1b, whose product is annotated as secretion associated, Ras related GTPase 1B. Gene Ontology annotation, cellular component: endoplasmic reticulum exit site; COPII vesicle coat. The transcript is spliced from 7 exons. Gene Ontology annotation, biological process: intracellular protein transport; membrane organization; vesicle organization. Gene Ontology annotation, molecular function: GTPase activity; GTP binding. The record is from RefSeq and is a predicted model, not a curated record. NCBI's taxonomy places the organism in Eukaryota, Metazoa, Chordata, Actinopteri, Batrachoidiformes, Batrachoididae. Bases 69 to 665 code for a protein of 198 amino acids.
GGCGCGGCGUCAGGACAAAGAGGCGCGAUCAGAGGAACUGUGAAAUACUGGAUUCAAUAGUUCCAGAUAUGACAUCCAUUUUAAGCUGGGUUUAUAACGCUUUCGGUGAACUACUACAGUUUUUGGGACUGAAGAAUAAAUCAGGCAAGUUAGUAUUUCUUGGUCUGGACAAUGCUGGCAAAACGACGCUACUGCACAUGCUCAAAGAUGACAGAUUGGGUCAGCAUGUGCCAACUUUACAUCCAACUUCAGAAGAGCUGACAAUUGCAGGCAUGACCUUCACCACAUUUGACCUUGGAGGACAUGCACAAGCUCGGAGAGUGUGGAAAAACUACCUCCCUGCCAUUAACGGCAUCGUCUUCCUUGUGGAUUGUGCAGAUGCUGCAAGACUGGUCGAAUCAAAAGCUGAACUUGAUGCAUUAAUGACAGACGAGACUAUCGGAAAUGUGCCUAUACUGAUCCUGGGCAACAAGAUUGACAGAUCAGACGCCAUCAGUGAGGAGAGACUGAGGGAAUUUUUUGGAUUGUAUGGACAGACGACAGGCAAGGGCAACAUUCCUCAGAAGGAGCUGAACACAAGACCACUGGAGGUGUUUAUGUGCAGUGUGUUGAAGAAACAGGGCUACGGCGAGGGCUUCCGCUGGCUCUCCCAGUACAUCGACUAACGAAGCCAAGCGCCACACUGACACAACCACCAUCGGGGGCGCUAAACACGACCACUCAAGCUGCCCAUGUUGAUGCCAUCAUAUUCAGUCCCAUGUUCGGUUAAACAAGCCUGCUUCCACCUUCGAAGAAACCAGUGCAACUUGAUCCCAAUAGACUUUUAUUGGUCCAACAUUUGGUUCAGCACUUACCACAUUCAUGAACUUAUUUCCAUCUCUCGUUCUUUUACUAAGAGAGUAAUAUUGCAGUGGUUUUGAAGCAAAGGUUGUUCAAAUUGAAAUAUAUAAAUAAUUUAUAGCUGUAAACCUGUCAUUCAUAUAUCAACGAUGCCCAAAACCUCUUCCCUUCUUUAACUCAUUGUGACUAUUAGAAUUCUAUACGUUGAAGUAUUUUUUUUUUCUUCCCAGUAAAUACAUGUAGUGAAGGAUUUAAUCACUGCAUUUUGGUUUCUUUUGUCAUGUUUCAAUCAGCAAGCUGUGGUUGCUGCAUACGUGUCACAUUUAUUGUUGUGUCCAGGAAUUAUAUCCAAUUAUUUAAGUUACUAAUAACAAAGUGCUCUUGUUUAACAGCAGGACUUUUCCAUCCUGUGGGCAACUAGCAAUAGAUGGAUCCGUGAAGUGUUUUCUUCAUUUAAAAAAAGUGGAGGGUGGAUAUAAAUUCAGUGGAGAUUUUAAUAGAGAAUAAUUCUGGUUAUAACAGCGGUAAUGUUUUGUGAAAUCAUGGAGAUGCCACGACUAUAUGGAAAAAGAAAUCUAGCCAAAUAAAACUGCAAUCCACUAUUUAAUGAUAACUUGCAGUAAGAAGCCUUUGAGGGUGAGGGGUGUGUACACUAGAUUGCACAUCUAGUUGUAGAUACUGGGGUACAUCCAACAGAUGCUUUCCCCACAGCGAACCACCUUUUACAAGGAGACUGUAGUGACCAAUUGUAGAUAACUGAGGAUACAGUCCCACUGCAGGAACAUGUAGAUAGUCCUGAAACACUUGUUAGAAAGGGACCAUCUAUAUAUAUGAAAUGUGCACCGACACCGUACAUAGGUUUGUAUUUAUAAGUGGUAUCCUUUGAUCUAUGUGCAUUACAGAAACUAUUAUGCAUGCCUUGUUCUUUUAAAAAAAACAUUUAAAUAACCAUUAUUCAGAGAAUACAACAGGAGGGAAGAUGCCAAACCUGCAGGGUUUUUUUUGUUUUUUUUGUUUUGUUUUUUCGAGUCAAUGAAAUUGCGCAUACACUUUUUUUGGGGUCCCUUUGUGUCUAUUUCAUUCCCUCUUUGAAUACGCGAGGAGCUGUUCCAACAAAAGUGGGACAUGCUGUUUGCAUCAUUUAAAAAAAUAAA